GGAGGCUGUGAAGGCCGUGGCCCACGAGAACCAACAGUUUCCAAAGAUAUAAUACAUCCUGAGAUCCUCUUGUAAUGCCCUUUUUUCCUCUUCAUCCCUUCCAGGUCUUUUGUUCUCUCUAUUAUUACUUGCUCUCGCCCUGUUGAGUUCCAAAGUCAUUCGCUUCUUUGGCCUCAUUCUUUUUCUUGUUAUCUCAUAAGCCCUCGCAAAGUACAUUCGCUAUCUCAUAUCGAACUACCAGCUAUAUAUUCUCACCAAACCUUCGUUGAACAGCAACUUGUUUCUAUCACAACUUCACCAUGAGGUCUACACUCUCCACUAUCGUUGCUCUGACUUCAAGCCUUCAACUGGCAUCUGCUGGAUGGACUAAUGCCCCUUCCUUCUCUUGCCCUGCCAACACAAACAACCAAUGCAAUACUCAGCAAUCCUCUGGUUUUGACUGGAGCGGUCUCAGUUUUGGAUCUUUCUCCCAAUAUGGCGGCCUUAAUUUCGGUGGUUUCUCCUGCGCCAGCUCUUUCGGCAGCGGCUCCAAGCGUGAUAGCUUGAGUAAACGAACAUUCCAGAACACAUGCAUCACCGGCAAAGCUCAAUCUGAUAUCUCGAGCUGCCCCAGCUUUGGAUGCGGUUCCUCGUCCGAUGUUUCCGCGUUCUCGGUCAAUGAACUUCAGAUCAGUGUUGAGUUUGACUGUGAUCUUGAGUUCCACUACAGCAUGCCCGGCGGAUCUACAUGCAAGCAGACCCAUUCUUGCAGCUCUGGAGGCAGCGUUGUGAAGAACACUCAGUGUGGAGGUGCAAAGAACGUGACGGUUGUCUACCCUUCUCAAUCUUCCGGAAGCGGAAAGGGAAAGAGCAGCUGCAGCAUUGGUGUCCACAGCAUUGGUUUUGACUGCAGCUCUGCUUCAAGCACAAAGUAUCACACCACGUCCACGUCAACUCCAGUCAAGGCCACGACAUCAUCUAUUCCUACUCUCACCACGAGCUCAACCAAGGAGAUUAAGACUACUCCAGGUUCAUCGCCUGCUGCCAGUACGUCCACACCCAAGCAAGUUGAGACUACUCCAUCUCCGUCGCCUGCUGCCAGCACGUCUACACCCAACCAAGUUGAGACAACCUCCAGUGUUUAUGCUACCGAGUCAUCUCCUGCAGCGUCACCGCCCACAACAUCGACCUCGUCCAGCGUCGUUGAGGUCAUUACCACUGUUGUCGUCGACACCACGACUACUCUUUGCCCAGUCACAAAAACCCACACCUCUGGAAAUGGCACCAGCAUUGAGAUUUCCACAUCGACAUCUACCAUCCUCUUGACGACAACAAAGACCAUCUGCACGCGAUGCGAGGCCGAAUCCACAUCAUCUCCCGUCGGAACCCCAGCUGCCGUUUCCACCAACUCAGGCGUCUACGUGCCCACAACUAUCACGACAUCGAGCGGACCAAUAACUACAGCAACCUGCCCAGAUGUCCUGCCUCAGUGCUUGAACACCUGGCUUUUCAUCGAAGGCUGCAGUUCCAAUACUGAUACUAACUGCUUCUGCCCAUCAACCGACUUUGUUACCAACGUCUUCUCUUGCUUGUCUGCGUAUGGUGCCUCGGAUACCGAGAUCAGCCUCGCCCAGACCUACUUCCAGGGUAUCUGCGCACCCUAUAUUCCCUCCAACCCAGCCAUCGUCACAUGCGCUUCCAGCGUCAUUGCGACCGUUUCCCAGACCGCUGUGCCAGUGACUACAAUCACAGUCCAGACCACUGUGACAGUUCCUUGCACAGAAACCACCGGUGUCUCCUCCGGAUACAUCAUUCCAUCAAGCUACACCACCACCACCAUCAGCACUGUCGUCACCGUUCCUCAAGUCGUCUUCACGACUGUUGGAGGAACCUCAAGUGCCGACGCAGUCCUCGUAACAGGUGCUCCGACCCUUGGAAAUGCUGGUGUCGCUCUUUCAACCGCCACACCGGCACAGACCACCUAUGGCGCGAGCGGCAUCUCGAACAGCACCAUCCAAGCCAGCAGCACACCUACACAACAAACUACCAGCUCAGCUGGUAAGAACAGCAUCGCGAUCGGAGCCAGCUUCGCCACGCUCUUCUUCGCCGUCUUGAUCUUGUAAAAAAGAUCAUACUCUGUCCUAUCCUGCCCUAGAUGCAGGGAGGGAAGAGCAUAGCAUUGGGAGGAUAUAUAUGCAUUUGAGGCGUUUCUCUUUCUGAUACCAGCUCGCAUAACAUUGGGGGAAACACUUGGUUCCGAUUUGGGACUUUACGGUCAGACGGCCAGCAUGAAAUGAGAGAUGAACGUGGCUUGAUGUCAUGUAUAAUGGGUGGGGAAGACGAACAAUGGUUUGUGCAUAGAGCACUGUAAUAUAGAUGCGAGCUGCGUGAAGCAACAAGAAUAAGAAGCAUGAUUGAACUUCAAAUACUCAGAAUCUUCGGACAUGUGAG
Hyaloscypha bicolor E is the source of this 2430-nucleotide messenger RNA. RefSeq lists its product as uncharacterized. The transcript has 3 exons. Bases 300 to 2102 code for a protein of 600 amino acids. Lineage: Eukaryota; Fungi; Ascomycota; Leotiomycetes; Helotiales; Hyaloscyphaceae. The record is from RefSeq and is a predicted model, not a curated record.